AUGGAUGCAUUAGGGCAUUUGGAAGUAAGGUGGGCACAAGGAAUCACCAGCAGGAAUGUUGAAUUUGUGGACCAGAAGACCGCAUGCUAUGCAUGUGGGAAUUACAUAGUUUUCCUCGACAUAGAGACGAAGAUGAGAAGUAUUCUCCAGAGUCCCGGUCGUGGUAUCGGCGCGUUUACCGCAAACGGCCACUGCAGGACUCUAGCUUUCUCUGAACAUAAACUCAGUCCCUCCAUAUUCGUAUAUAACUAUCCAGAGCGUGUUCUCACGUCUGAGCUUAAAGGUGGCGCUAAAAUGGAUUAUACUGCUUUGGCGAUAUGCGACAUCGAUUCUUACUUAGUCUGCUGCUCCGGUGUGCCUGAGCACACCAUUACUGUUUGGAACUGGGAGAGUGGGGUUCCUAUUUGCAGCUACAAACAGGCAGGAACAGAAAUCUCAUAUCUGGUUUUCAGUCCAAUGAACUGGCACCAAAUCUGUGCCAUGGAUUCAAAGUCUCUCACAAUCUGGAAUAUUGAGAGAAGCAACAAUUUUCACAUUAUGAAACCCAGUGCUGUAGAUCUCCCGUCAGCUGACGGCUCUGUUCUGGAGAGGGAAAUGAGCCCGUCUCCUAUGGCCAAUGAGGAGCUGACAUAUUUCGGACCUCAGAUGCCGACCUCUGCUGUUGCAGGACUGACAGGAGACAAGGCAAAGAGCUUUGUGCCUCAGCGGCGGAUAAAGACCAGCCUGUGUCCCAGCGCCCUCUGCUGGUCAGCAGCGGCAGAGCUGUACGUGGGCUGCAGGGAAGGCUUUCUGCUGCUUGUGAAUCCUGAGACUCUGCGUGUCUCUGUCCUCCACAAACCUGGCAGCAGUGGGCAGGCCACAGGUGGCAGUGGCCGUCUGGAGACACAGGCAGGCAGUUUUCAGAGUCUGGCGCUACACAGUCACGGACUCUUUGCCGCAGGAAGUGAGGGUGUUUUGCGAAACCUGCAGAUUAAGGGGAAUCAGGUUGAAGUGGCUCAGACCUGGACAUUAGAAGAGCCAAUCUCCACCAUAUGCCUGUCUCCUGAUGACGAGACCCUGUUAUUGUCCUCCAGCUCUGGUCGUAUAUACAGAACUGAAAUGGCAUUAUCUGAUAAAGUCGUGAAAAUCCUGGAUGUUCUCGGUGGAAACUGCGUUUGCGCCACUCCUCUGAUCACCGAUAAAAACAUCUGUGUGUCCGUACAGGAGACUGGGCAGCUGCAGCUGUGGUCUAUGGACGCUGGAAUCUGCACUGGGUCCAUCUCUCUCCAGGAAACAGUGACCAGUUUGGCCUGCUGCCCUGUAGCCCAGUAUGUUGCCGUGGGAACAGUCACAGGACAUGUCCUGUUUGUCGAUUUGACCAAGAAACAGCAGCCUCGUCCUGUCCACAGAGUUCAUCUCUACCACUCACCUGUGAGCCACCUUGUGUUUGAUCAAGGAGGGAAUUUUCUGUUGACUGGUUCUUCAGAUUCACACAUAUUUGUCCUGGAUGCAAGGCCGUCUAAAACGUUUGAGAUAAUUGGUUAUACAGAGGCUGUGGGAACCAUCGUGAGCCUGUCUGCUCAGUACCACAGGGACAGUCAGGAGGUCAAAGUUUUGGUUUUAUGUGACGGAGAAAAGAGAACUCUGACUGAGGGAAAUGUGAUUUUACUGCUCACUCUGCCCGUGCGCCAGCUCACAGGAGAGGUUUGUCCAGAUACAGUGUCAUUCCUGCUGGCUGGGUGGAGCUGGUUCUGUCUCCUUUACUCCGGAUGGACAGACACUCCUCACUACAGGAUGAAACUGGCUGGUGUGGGAAAAUCAAAUGCAGCCACCCAGUAUAGCCAGUUCAUGGCAGCGUCCUUAGAGAGCACCGUUAUCUCAGAAAACUCCAUCCUCAGCAGGAUGUCAGACUACGACCCACACACACAGCCCCUCAGUGGCCCAGGCGCUGCCGACUCAAGGGAGGAGGUACAGACACAGAACCACUUCACUGCCCCUACCUGGCUGGACAGCAAACUGGACGCGGUCGUGAAAGAGGAGAGCCAGCAGUUCUCCGAGAAGAAGAGGAGUCUGAGGAGGAGCAUUAAGGAGCUGCGAGACACAAUCCAGGCUCUGAUGCGAGAAAAUGAGACCCUGUCUGAUAUGGAGAAGCUGGAGCAGCAGGAGUUUAACCUGGACGUAGAGGAGCAGAAGAGACUGCAGUCUGAGGCGGAGCAGGAAGUCAACAGGGUCCGGAAUGAGAUUGAACUGGAGAACCUGGCCAAGUGCUACCUGAGGGACGUCCUGAAGAGGGAAUGUUGGGACUCCAUGACGGUCAAAGGGAAGAGCAUUAAAGCCUUUCACUCAGAGCAGGAGGUGAUGAACUAUCCUCUGAAGGAGCGCUCAGCUAGAGAAUUGGAGGAGCUUCUGCGUGUGGAGAGCAUAAGGAGGAUUGAGAAGACCGACUCUAAUCUUCAGGAGGAGAUUCUGGGGAUGAAGAGCAGGACUCCUGUGGAGAAGGAGGAGGCUGAAGAUGAGGAGGGUCCUGAGGUGGAGAGCGCAGCACUGACUGGGAGCCUGAGUUUCCAGUAUGGAGGCUGGAACAACUACAUCUACAGCCAGUUUGUCCUGCAUGUCAGAGAACAGAAGAUUAACCAGAUCAGCAUGCUCCAGGACAUCAUCUACAAAGUGAAGACGAGCUUUAAUAAGGAGUUUGAGGCGGUGUACAGGCAGAAGGAGCAGGAGCUGAGCCGUAUACGAGACAGGAACAGACGGAUCAAGGAGAUUAUGAGUGAGCUGGAGGUGGAGGAGAAACUAUGGGAGCCGACGCUGACGGACAGUGAGAGACCAGAGAGAGUUCUGACAGUCACUGACUCAGAGAUAAAAGUGGAAAAAUACCUCUCUCCUGAACAGCGGCAGAGGGAGGAGGCGCAGAGGAAAGAAGAGGAGCAGAGACAGCUCGCAGCAAAGGGAGACAGGAUCAGAGAGAGGGCCCUGAAUGACAUGAUGGGAGGGGUGCUGGAGCUCAGGAAAGAGGACAUUUUGAGAAUGGAAGUGCCGCGCCCAGAGUUCCUGACAAAACCAGAACUGCAGUGGACGGAGGACGAGAGAAAGAGCUACAAAGAAUAUGAAAAAAAAGUCAAGGACCUCAACGAGGAAAAAGAGAAAUACAGGAAGAAUCUGGAGUCAGAAAUGAAGAAAUUGCAGACAUCCAUUAAGGAUGCCAGCCAGGCCUUUGAUGACGCUCUCAUGAAGCUGUUUGAAAAGAAGGUGAAAUGUGAGAUGGUCAUAUAUCAGGAAGAGUUGAAGAUUGCAAACCUCGUCUACUCCAUUCUCAUUGAGGAUAACAUUCUGAACCGAGAGAGAGAUUUAGAACACAGACUGGAGACGACUAAGAGUCUGAAGAAUGGAACUGGUGAAGAUUUAAGAAAACACAGAGAGGAGGUGGAGGCGUUCCGGGAGACGUACGAUAACGCUGUUGCCGAGGACAAGCUUCUUGACAAAGGCUUCCGGAAGGAGUUCUUUGACGUUCCCGGCCAUGUCGUCGAUAAUCUGUAUAAGCUGUACAAGCGCAGGCCGAGGGUCCAGAGGGUCCGGUCUCAGACUGAGAACACAAGCCCGUUCAAAGAGCGGCCCCCGACAAGCCAGGCAGCCCCGGAGGGCCUGACCCAGAUGCUGAAAGCCAUGGAGGAGCUGGACUCUCCGGAGAACAUGCCGGAGGGGCUGCAGCCGGUCAUCUGGGAGAGGCUGUGCCUGGCCAGACGAGCAAAGGUGGAAAGUGAACAGCAGGUGAAAGCGAAGGCCCUGACUCUGGCAGAGAUGCAGGCUUUUCUGCAGAGGAGAGCUGAGGAGGAUGAGAACACACAGCUGGAGAUAAAAAACCUGUCAGAUGAGCUCAGUCGACUGCGGGAGCAGAAGGUGAGAUUCCGACUGGACGUGAUGGUGCAAAUCCUUCUGAAGCAGGGCCAGGUGGAGGUGGAGGCCGGACAUUUCAUCCCUGAUUACUCUGACUCCUUACUGCUCCACCGCAGCGUGGUGGAGGAGCUCAACUCCACCAUCAGGGCUUUAGGAGAGCAGAAGAUCGCCAUCAUGGUGGAGUGUAAGGAUUUCCGCAAAGGAAUCAUCCAGCAGGACUGGGAGUAUAAGAGAAUGACCAUGCAGAUCCAGGAUCUGAACAAUAAGGCCAGAGACAUACAGAUGCUGCGCGUGUCACAGGAACUGCAGGAGUACCUGGCUGAGACACGGCAUGACAACCAAACGUCAAAGCAGCUUUCAGCUUUGGAGAAAACAGUUACAUUGCAAGCAAAGGCCCAUGAGAAGAAUGUACAGAACUGUAAGAAUCUGAUUAAGAAGCUGAACAGACAAGUUGCAGUGAAGGCAGAGAAGAACGCCGUCUUGGAUCUCCAGCUGGCUGAAACGCAAGUGACGGUGGCAGAGAGGAGAAACAUAUAUGAGGCCAUUGCGAUGGAGGAGAACCAGGACAGAGAGGCAGAGGAGCGCUAUCAGGACAUCCUUCAGAGGAAGAGACUGGUGGGCGUGGCCAAAGCCCAGGCAGAGGAAGUGGCCAUUCUGAGGGCGGAGCUGGAGAGACUGCGAAUGAAGAACUUCCCUGCUAUUCGACAGCUGAACCAGAACUGA
Messenger RNA from Chanos chanos (milkfish), 4596 nucleotides. RefSeq names its product cilia and flagella associated protein 43 (gene cfap43). Gene Ontology annotation, biological process: sperm axoneme assembly; cilium assembly. The record is from RefSeq and is a predicted model, not a curated record. NCBI's taxonomy places the organism in Eukaryota, Metazoa, Chordata, Actinopteri, Gonorynchiformes, Chanidae. Gene Ontology annotation, molecular function: protein binding. Gene Ontology annotation, cellular component: axoneme. Bases 1 to 4596 code for a protein of 1531 amino acids. The transcript is spliced from 36 exons.